AUUAUGAUUCUACCCUUCAUAAUCGAACUCUCGUCAAACAGAAUCAGGUUUGCAAGAGUGAAACAUAUUUACACUGUACGCAAUUAUCAGGGAGUAAGAAGAAAUUAUCUUGGGGAUAUCGCGUUAUUAGAGCUCGUCACACCGUUUGUAUUUUCAACAUGGUUGGUUCCAGUAUGUAUAGAUACUGUACUUGAUAAAAAUAUAUGGGAAUUAGUGGGUUCUUACGGAAAGGUACCGGGAUUUGGCAAAACCGCAACCGGUGAAAUUAGCGCAAUCUUACAAUCUUUGACCAUACCUGUAAUUCCGUUGCGCCAAUGCAUAUCCGCAACCGAAAGUGCUAAUGCGCGACAAUUUCUUAAUGAUAAGUUUUGUGCAGGCUACACAAAUGGUUAGUAAGAGAUCAAUUAUAUAUGACAUUAAUUUGCACAAUUUGCUGCAUUCUAUAUUUAUCAGAAAGAUAUUUGUAAAAAAUGUUAAAUUAUUUAAGCGUUACUUCGAUAUCUCUAAAACUAUUUAA
Molecule: messenger RNA, 517 nt
Organism: Wasmannia auropunctata (little fire ant)
Lineage: Eukaryota; Metazoa; Arthropoda; Insecta; Hymenoptera; Formicidae
Product: coagulation factor IX-like
Exons: 2
Coding region: 4-393 (129 amino acids)
Biological process (GO): proteolysis
Molecular function (GO): serine-type endopeptidase activity
Source: RefSeq, a predicted model, not a curated record